AUGGCCGAUUGUAACUCCCCGGUGUGGGAGACUUGCGUCGCCUUGCCGGCCGAUGCUAUGGAUGUGAGCUAUCGCUUUAUCAUUCGCAACAAGGCCACUAAGAAGCUCGUCUUAGAGGACGUCGUCGAGCGUCGCCUCUGUCUCAACCACGAAGACAAGGUCUUUCUCUCCAAGAAGGCCGGCGUCGCCCCGAUAGUUCUAGCCCCAAGCGAAGCCAGUAUUCGCUUCCCGACCAACUGGAAGGGCGCAGGUGUCGCCCUCCCGGUUUUCUCUAUCCGCUCAGCAACCAGCUGCGGCGUAGGCGAGUUUAACGACCUGCCCAAAGUCGUUGAUCUUUGUGUCGCCGCAGGCUACCAGCUGCUGCAGCUGCUUCCGAUCAAUGAUACCACGUCGAACAACAACUUUCGCGAUAGCUAUCCGUACUCAGCUGUGUCUUCUUUUGCACUGCACCCGCAGUAUUUGAACAUCGAGUCCUUGGGGAACAUGCCAUCGUCCGUCGCCAAGGAGUAUCGGGUUGAGAAGGAUCGCCUCAACGCACUGGACAAGAUCGAUUACAUGAAGGUCAUGGAGGUCAAGACGCGCUUCAUCCGCAUGAUGUACAAGAGAUACAAGGAGGAAUUUCUAGAGUCCAAGGAGUUUUUGACAUGGUUUGAAGACAACCAGGGCUGGCUCGUGCCAUACGCCCUCUUCCGCUUCUUCAUGGAAGUCAACGGCAGCUCUAAUUAUGAUCAAUGGGGUGCCCGGAAGAGCGUCAGUCUGGCCGACAUGGAGAAACUGGCUUCGCCAGAAAGCUUUCACUUCGAGUAUUUGGGCGUGGCAUACUACACCCAGUUCCACCUGCACAAACAGUUGUCUGCCGCUGCCAAAUAUGCUGCAGAACACCAUGUCGUCUUCAAGGGAGACCUCCCCAUCGGAGUAAAUCGGUAUUGCGUAGACACAUGGGUGAAUCCACAUCUAUUCCGACUCAAUAUGCAAGCGGGAGCACCGCCAGACUUUUUUUCCGCUCACGGCCAGAACUGGUUCUUCCCGACUUAUAACUGGGAUGCUAUGAGCAAGGACAACUAUGCAUGGUGGAGGUACCGUCUUGGACACAUGGCCAAAUACUUUCACGCCUACCGGAUUGACCACAUUCUGGGAUUCUUCAGGAUUUGGGAGAUCCCGGCCGGCUUCAAGACAGGUAUGUCUGGGCGCUUCUACCCGGCUCAUGGAAUUAGUCGUCAGGAACUUGAGUCGUUAGGUCUGUGGGACAUUGAUCGGUUUGUCAAACCGUACGUCCACGACGGCAUUCUACAGGAAUUGUUCCACGAGGAUUGGUGGAAAAUUAAGGAUCGCUUCUUCGAGCCGUUGUGGCAUGACCGUCUCAAGUUCAAAGAGGAAUUUGACACUGAGAGAAAAGUUGAACAAGCCCUUGUACUGCCAGAAGAUGCACCCAAGGCUGAGAAACAGUACAACGAGAAUGUCCAAAAUCACCUUUUCGACAUCUUCAACAAUGUCUGUCUACUAGCUGAUGUUGAGGAUCCCAACGCAUUCCACCCGCGGUUUAAGAUGCAAACAACUAAAAGUUAUGCAGAAUUAGACUCAAACGAAUGGAAAGGUGCCCUGUGCAACUUGCACGAAGACUAUUAUCACCGCCGUCAAGAAGAACUUUGGAAGAAGAAUGGUCUCGAACGGCUACCCAUGAUGAAAUCUGCAAGCGAAAUGUUGGUAUGUGGUGAAGAUCUAGGUAUGGUUCCGCAUUGCGUUCCAGCAGUUAUGAAGGAAACGAGCAUUUUGAGCCUGGCCGUGCAGAGAAUGCCGGCCGGAGACGUAGAGUUUGGCAAGCCAUCCGAGUAUCCGUAUGAGUGCGUGGCCACAACGUCUUCGCAUGAUACGAGUACGUUCCGAGGAUGGUGGGAAGAGAUUCCGAGAGAGCUUCGCGCACAGUACUGGACUGAAAUCAUGGGAAGGAGCAGGGACACGCAACCACCUGCCAUUUGCACACCAGAAAUAGUUGAAUGGGCAGUGGCAGAUCACUUGGCUUCCCCUGCAAUGUGGACGAUCUUCCCGUUGCAAGACAUACUCGGAAUGGACCAAAAAUUGCGUGUGAAGGAUGCCGCAUCGGAGCGAAUCAAUGAUCCUUCCAAUCCAGACCACGUUUGGUGCUUCCGCCUCCACCUGAAUAUUGAAGAUAUAACCACGAAUGAAGGGUUUGUGGGGAAGUUAGCUCGUUUGAACAUGCAGCACAAUCGCGGCUCUGCGUACUGAUUUUGUAUAUUUAUUAGACAAGUAAAACCACCUUAUCGGUGACGCUAAA
Chondrus crispus (carragheen) is the source of this 2293-nucleotide messenger RNA. Its product is annotated as Disproportionating Enzyme type 2. Gene Ontology annotation, biological process: carbohydrate metabolic process. The record is from RefSeq and is a predicted model, not a curated record. NCBI's taxonomy places the organism in Eukaryota, Rhodophyta, Florideophyceae, Gigartinales, Gigartinaceae. The transcript is spliced from 2 exons. Gene Ontology annotation, molecular function: 4-alpha-glucanotransferase activity. The coding region runs from base 1 to 2244 and encodes 747 amino acids.